CAAGAAGAUCCAAAAUGUCCAACCUCAACUCGUGGGAGGACGACCCUGCUGCCCAGGACGAGAAUCUGGCGCAGCAGGCCCAACAGAUGAACCUGGGCAACAAUCAAGGUCAACAGUCCUUCCGCCCUGGUGCCUCGACCUUUACGCCUGGAGCAGCUACCUUCCAGCCAGGCCAGCCCUAUGGAGGUGGCUAUGGCGUGCCGCAAUACCAGCAGGGCUUCUACGGCGGAAAUCAACAGGCCUACUACCCUCAGUACGGCGGUCAACAAGGCUUCAACCAAUAUGGAGGGCAGGGUGGCUACGGCAACGUCUACGGGCAGCAGGCCCAGUACAAUCAGGGCUACGGCCAGUACCAGAACUAUCAACAGGGGCAGCAGCAGCAGAAGCUUCAGCAGCAGCAACAGCAACAACAAGCCCCGAAGCAGACCCCCACCAUUGCUAAGCGACCGACCGACGCCGCCGCAUCUUCCUCCGACCCCAACGCCAAUAUGACGGUUGUGAAGGAGGGCGGGACCAAGGUACUGAGCAUUGGCGGUGACGCCCCCAAGCCGAAGGCUAAGGUCCUGACGAUUGGUGGUACGGCGCCUGCUAAGGAAGAGCCGAAGAAGGGGGACGCUGCUGAGACCAAGGAGGAGGCGGCCAAACCUGAGGAGGGUGCUAAGGUCACCGCCGCGAAGGCUAUCGAGAAGACCGGUGAGAAAGCUGGCUCGGAUAAGGCUAGCUCUGGAAAGACAUCGCCCACACCCUCUUCCGGGCGCAGCAGCCCUUCACGAGCCACUGCUGCUGGUGCAAAGGCAGCUCGCGAUGCUGCCGCCGUCGAACAGGAGCAAAGCGCCGAUGUUGACGAUGAGACCCUGAAGGAGAUGUACGGCAAAGAGCACGUCAACAUUAUCUUCAUCGGUCACGUCGACGCCGGCAAGUCGACUCUUGGUGGUGCCAUUCUUGUCCAGACAGGUAUGGUGGACCAAAGAACGCUCGACAAAUACAAGAGGGAAGCCAAGGAGAUGGGCCGGGAGACAUGGUACCUGUCAUGGGCGCUGGAUCUUACAAAUGAAGAGCGAUCCAAGGGCAAGACUGUCGAGGUUGGUCGUGGAUUCUUCGAGACCGAUAAGCGCAAGUACAGUAUCCUGGACGCGCCUGGCCACAAGACAUAUGUGCCAAACAUGAUCGGUGGUGCCUCGCAGGCAGAUGUUGGCAUUCUCGUCAUCAG
This is a messenger RNA of Cryphonectria parasitica EP155, 1210 nucleotides long. RefSeq lists its product as uncharacterized. Gene Ontology annotation, cellular component: translation release factor complex. Gene Ontology annotation, molecular function: GTP binding; translation release factor activity; GTPase activity. The annotation marks the transcript as partial. The record is from RefSeq and is a predicted model, not a curated record. Lineage: Eukaryota; Fungi; Ascomycota; Sordariomycetes; Diaporthales; Cryphonectriaceae. Gene Ontology annotation, biological process: translation. The transcript is spliced from 2 exons.